AUAAUACAUGAAAAGUGUGUUAAAUCGAUUUAGUGGUUGACUUUUUUUGUUUAUCAAAAAUUACAUAUUCAACAAUAAUAAGGUCAAAAUGGAUAAUUUUAAAAAUUGAAAGUUAAACUAACUGAAAGUUCAGUUUUUUUUGUUUCGUUUAGAAAGAUAUUACCUUUCAAUGGUUCUCACUUUUAGAAGUAAGUAAAAGCACUUAUAUUUUUCUGAUCCAAAAUAGAAAAAGCCGCUAAUAUUCAAACUUUUCAAAACAAAUACAAAAAUAAACUUUGGUGUCUUGCGUACACAUACUCUCUCCGUAUGCAUCUCAAGAUUUUAUUUCAAAACAAUCUAUAUGUAUUGUUUUUUCUGCUAAAUCUAUAUGUAUGUAUUUUGGUCUUCUCUAUAAUGGAUUAAACGUACAGAUUUACUCACAAUGAAUUGGUUGUUAAUUAUCUCUUCUUCCAAUCUGUUGUUUCAUCUCUGGUAUGGCCUUCGUGACCAUGAUCAAUGCCAAGUUGCUUUCAAAUUUAGGUGGUACCAAACUUAUUCUAACCGGUUUAUUAUGGAAACCAUGGAAGAAGUACAACGAAGUUGGAGAGGUAGUAAUUUCUUUGUUGUAUGGCGAUGUUUCUAGAAUUGUUAAAUUGGUCAUUCCAAAUUUUUUUUUUUUGAAUCAUUAUAUUGGAUUUUUUUAUUGAUGAACAUCUAUAGAUCAAAAUUGGAAGUUGACCAAUUUUAUACAAUAAAGAAAACAAUGAAAAAGUUUAGAGUUUCAUAUUGUCAAUAUCCAAACAUGAACACCGCAGUAAGAGCUUCGUAAGAAAGCUACUUCAAAUUUUAUUCCAUGUAAUGUUAUCUUUUAGUUUUAGAUUUAUUAUUUUAUAUGUAAUUUUAUAUUUUAUAUAAAUUAAAUAGUUGUAAAAAAUAAAAAAAGGAAAUAUACAUCUCGUGAUAAAAAAAAGUAAAAAACUAUUCCUACACAAAUUAGAAACUAAUGUGUCUCCUUAUAAGAAGAGGCUCAGAGAUUUGGAGUUGACAUACAAAAGUACAAUGAGUUUUUCGUUUCGCCUAGCAGCCGCCAGAAAGAGAAGCAAGACUGUCGUGAAACCUGCAUGGAACCUCCUGGAUGAGCUAUUGAUGGAGAUCCUGCCGAGAUUGCCGGCCAAAUCGCUGAUGAGGUUCAAGUGUGUGUCAAGGCUCUGGUAUUCCCUUAUCACUUCCCGAUAUCUUACCAAUCUUUUCCUUAAAUAUUCAUCACCGUCGGUUCAAAGAAGCCGUAUGCUCAUGUCUUUUGUGGACUCUGACGAGCCGUACAAGUAUGCGUUGAUCUCAUCGUCUCAUGACCCUGUCCCUCUCAUAUCACCUUUCUACCCUGCCCCCAUGUAUGACCUCGACCAAGAUCUUACCAUGCCGAGAAUAGGAGGCUGCUUUGUCAGCGCUCUUCGCGGCUUGCUAUGUGUCAGACUUCUGAGAAGUGUUCGAAUAUGUAACCUUACCACCAUGCAACGUGUGACCUUGCCCAUUAUAACAUCAAGAAUUGUGCCUGAAAAUAAUGAGAAUAUUUGGAGCUACUUUGGGCACGAACCUGUUCAUGAUGAAUACAAAGUGCUUAGUACAGUUUGGGAGGUGAGCGAGGAAGAGAUAAUAAUGAGAUCUGAGCAUCAGGUGUUGGUACUUGGUCAUGGAGCUUCAUGGAGAAGCACCCUAAGCACCAGUCCUCCCCCUCCUCACUGUCCUUACAUGCAUGGUAUCUCCAUCAACGGUGUUUUGUAUUAUGGAGCUUGGGUUGUCAAAAAUAAAUGUGUGGUCAUGAGUUUUGACAUGAGAUAUGAGGAGUUCACUUUGAUCGAACUGCCUGUUGAGGCUGGCAUUGUAUGGGAGGCGCGUUACAUGAAUCUCAUGAACUACAAAGGCAAACUAGCUGUGUUUGAAUAUUCAAGAAUUAUGAUUAAUGGUAGCAUAGAUUUAUGGUUUGUUCAGGAUGCGGGCAAGAGUGGAUGGUCGGAGAAGAAGUCUUUUGUUUUGCCUAUUUUCGAAACGCGCACACUGUCCAUGGCCAGCAGGUUGCUGAUACAACCCACAAGUCACAGCAGUGAAAUUUGUCUGACACCGGAAGAAAUCUGUCGGCAUAAUCCACGCUGUGUCAUUUAUGAUUUGGAGAGGUGCAAGAUAACAAAACUCAUUAAUGGAAUGAGAAUAGUUGAUAGGUUUUGGGGAAGCAGGUUUAUGCAGACGACUUUUUGGGAUGAUAUUGAGAGCAUCAUGUAUUUGGAAACCUAA
Messenger RNA from Brassica rapa (field mustard), 2268 nucleotides. RefSeq names its product putative F-box protein At3g52320. Lineage: Eukaryota; Viridiplantae; Streptophyta; Magnoliopsida; Brassicales; Brassicaceae. Gene Ontology annotation, molecular function: protein binding. The record is from RefSeq and is a predicted model, not a curated record.